Molecule: messenger RNA, 4300 nt
Organism: Chrysoperla carnea
Lineage: Eukaryota; Metazoa; Arthropoda; Insecta; Neuroptera; Chrysopidae
Product: (E3-independent) E2 ubiquitin-conjugating enzyme
Exons: 13
Coding region: 83-4195 (1370 amino acids)
Source: RefSeq, a predicted model, not a curated record
UACACGUCGAGUAUCAGAUUUCUGGAAAUUAUAAUACCUAAAGAAUUCUGAACAAAUUAUUGUUACAUUUAAUAUUUUGGCGAUGACAACUGAAGAGGAUGCCAUCUCAAACAAGAAUGAUAAUGCCACACAAACUAACACUACCAAUUCAAACACCAUUGCCGUGGAUAAUCAGUAUUUUUAUGAAGAUCUUGUAUAUAAAAUAACUGAUAAAAAGGUUUGUUUUGGAAUGGUUGUUGACAAUUAUGAAGAUAAUGAAAGCGACAGUGAUGAUUCUGAUUCUGAUUGUCCACCGUUAUCGAAAGGAACCAUUAAAGUUUCUUGGUAUCCACAUGGAUUCGAACAAAUUGUUAAAGAAAGAGCGGUAGGACUGGCCGAUAGAUCAUUAAUGCCUGGAGAUGUGGUUAGAAAAUUAGUAGCAACGAAGGCGUCUGAUAGUCAACAUGGCUAUUGUAGGGAAAUAACUGUUUACGCGGAUGUUCAACAGGUGAAAACAAAAUAUGUGCUAUCAUCGGUACCAAAUACACGGCUCAUUCCACUUGAUCGUUAUGAACUGGAUUUAGUUGCAUGCUUGGGUCCGUGGGUGGGAUCUGUAAAAGAACAUCGAACACAAUUAAAAGUUGCUUUGAUGUCAUGUAACCCUUUAUCGCCACUGGCAAGUGUUAUUGCACGAUUUGAAUUAUCUCAUGGUAAUGUAUGUAAUUUAAAACCAACCGAAAAACGUCGUUGGACCACUACAUCAUGUGGGGCUUGUGAACAUUUUAUUGGGCAAAUAUUAACUGUGAGACCAAAUGAAUUGAAAAUGGUAUGUUGGUUAAAUGGUUCGAAAGAAACACACCAAUCGAAAAAACGACACCACGUUAUUAUUGAAGAUUUACAAACAACAGCUGUUGGUGUACGUUGGCAUUGCCAAGGAUUAAUCGAAAAUUCGCAGGAAACUACGCUAUCACAACCUGAUUAUUUAGUUACUGGUGAUGCAUUGAAAAACUUGAAAAUGUUGAAUGUUUUUGAAACAUGUACUUCUCAAAUUGGUGAUAGACAUUAUUUGACUGUACAAAAUGAUGAUGUAAUUGAUACGAAAUCCAGGUGGUUGAAAAGGCAAUCGAAAUUGUUUAGAGGAAAAGAACAACCUACUACCACUACUGAAACAAAUAUUUCCUUGAAGCCACCAGAAGCAACAAUGGAUGAACUUAUUACAGAAAAUAUUUGUCAAGAUUUAAUCGAUGAUGAAGAAUGGAGUACUGAAGAAUCGGAAACAAGUUCCAUCACAAAUAGCGGUAGCAGCGGCAGGGUUACGCCAACAGCAGUAACAAAUCAAGGCAAGAAAAGCCCAGCAUUAUCAACCAAAGUUUUAAAAAAGAAAAUGAAAAAAGAACGUAAAUUAAGGCCGUCAUCCAAAGUUAUAACAAUGGAUGUGGAGCCACCUAAACCUGGGCUUCCUAUUUUAGUUGAAACACUAUGUACGUCGAGUGUAGCUACAGUUGUUUGGCAAGAUGGCACAAUAGAGAAAAAUAUUCAAUCCACUCAAUUAUAUCCAAUACACCAUUUAGAUGAUCAAGAGUUUUUUCCUGGUGAUUUUGUUAUAAAAAAUAAUUCAUUAAUUAACGACGGUCAGCAAGAUUUACGUGAUUACGGUGUUAUACAAUAUAUGAAUCAUGUAGCCAGAACUGCAGUUGUUAAAUGGUUUCGUACAUACGCAGCCGUUUCCACUGCCGAUUGUGAUUCAUCUAGUCCCACCUUACAUGCUGAAACGGAAGUUAGUGUAUAUGAUUUAAAAGAUCAUCCCGACUUUAAUUUCCGACCUGGUACUGUCGUUAUAAAAGUUGCUGGAUGUGCAAAUGUUCAAUCGGCUGCUGGUCAAGUUUUGGAUAAUUUUCCUGAAGGCAGAAUCUGUGUAAAAUGGGUAGACGGUUCGCAGUCCAUGUGCUGGCCACAGGACUUGUACCGUGUUGGAGAUUACGAUAGUGAUGAAGGAGAGUUAUGGGAUGAUGAAGACGACGAAGAUGACGAUGAACAAGCAAAUUCCUUAGAUGUGGCGCAUGAUGCUUCAUGGGAGACUCAAAGUGAAGAUUCAGUACCUGGUGAUGUAGAUGUUACAAAUACUGACAUUGCAUUAAGAUAUCGUUUGGCUGCAAAUAUUGAAAGGUCAUGUGAUGCAAUGGCAAGACUUGAAGAAAUGUUUACGCAAAAUCCCGCCUUGCAAGGCCGUGAUGUAAUGCGAAAAUUGUUAGAUGUGUAUAAAGAUUGUAGAUAUUUAGAUCGUUUAAUGGGUACAAGUAUUUUUCAUGAGCAACAUUUUACUGCCCUCUUAGAGCGAGCUAAAGCUAGAGAUUCCAGAUCGACAGUUACUCAAAGGAUACAAAGACAUUUUCAAAGAUUAUUUUCAUCAGAAGAAACGACACCACCAACAUCUCCGGGAAAUCCACCAAAUGAAAGAAUUAUAGAAACAUUUUCUGGGCAAACAGAUACUGAUUUAGAAAUAGCUCGAAGUAAUUAUUCAGAUGAAGUAUUAACAUUAGGUAAUCGGAGUGAAAAUUUAAUUAUAAAUAGUGAAAAAAUUGCAAAAAAACAAAUUGAAGCCGAACAAUUUAUCCGUGAAAAUAUGGAAAAUUGGAAAUGUGGAUCUGAUUCAACGAUUAUGCCUAUUGCUAAAACCGCUGAAAUACUAUCGAAUAUUGUUAAUGUUCAAGAUACUAUAAAAGUAGCAUUUGAAAAAGAAAAAGAUCAAUUAAAUGAAAAUCCUAAAAAGGAUGUGGCAUUAACAUCUAAACCUGGAGAAAUGUCUGUUCGAAUUACAAAAGAAACUGGUGAUAAAACAGUAAAAACUUUAUAUCUUAGGGAUUCCGCAUCAAUAACUAAUAAAUCAUUUUCAACCAUAACAUCACCUCAAUCUACGUCCUCAAAUCAAAAUUGUGAUCAAACUUUAAGUAAUUGUAAUGCUGGUAAAGCCCUAUGUACUUUAAUUAAAUCUAGAUUAAUAAUAGCUCAUGCUGAAGUACUUAAACGUUUGGGUACGGCUGACUUUAUUCAUGCACUCAGGAAUGAACCUGAAGAAGAAAAUAUUAAUAAUAGUAAAGAAGCAAUAAUUAAGAGUCCUAUAGAAGUAGAACCUUCAAUGAAUCUCAUGAAUAAUAUUGAGGAAGUCAAUAAUGUUAGUAAACCUGAACAAAAUGUUGAUGAAGGUUUUAUGGUAAUGGAAAAUGCACCCACAUCUCAUAAAUAUCAUUUAAGUGUUGUUCAACCACCUGAAUCUCAAACUUGGAUACGAGCAGUUCGGCGUGAAUUUCGACUUUUAGGACGUGCAUUACCGCCUGGUGUUUGGGUACGUGGUUAUGAAGAUCGUUUAGAUAUUUUAUCAGUAAUGAUUCGAGGUCCAGCUGAUACGCCUUAUGAAGACGGAUUAUUUUUAUUUGAUAUACAACUUGGUGCUAACUAUCCAAUCAGCCCUCCACUAUUCCAUUAUAUUAGUUAUUGUAGUGAUCGCCUUAAUCCAAAUUUAUAUGAAGACGGAAAGGUAUGUGUUUCUCUGCUUGGAACAUGGUCGGGAAGAGGUUCAGAAAUUUGGGGCCCUGAGAGUACACUUUUGCAAGUAAUCGUUUCAAUUCAAGGGUUAAUUUUAAAUUCUGAACCAUAUUAUAAUGAAGCAGGCUAUGAACGACAAAAAGGGUCAGCAUUAGGAAAGGAGAACAGUCGAAUGUAUAAUGAAAUGGCUACCUUAAAACUUGUUCAAUCAAUGACAAAAUUACUUCAGUCGCCACCAGAAGUUUUCAAGAAAGAAAUUCACUCGCACUUUAAAAGUCGUGGCUUAGCUCUCUACGAUAGAUUAGAAAAUCUUUUGGUUGGAACAGAUGAACAUAAUGAAAUGAAAAAAAGUUGCAGUCAGGUAAAUAUUGGUACAAGCACUAAUAAUUGUUCAACAGCGUGUGAUGAAACAUUCGAUAACCUAAAAAGUGGUACGAAAAUAUGUGAAGAAAUUGUAAACGAUGUAACAAAUAAUGCAUGCAAUAUAUCAUGCAACAAUAAUAAAUUGGAACAUUGUUCUAAAACAACAAACGAAAAACAUUACAAAGAACCAGCAUUCCCAUUAAUACCAGCUAGUAAAGGAUUCUGUUUAUCCUUAAGAACAGCAUUACCAAUAUUUAAAGAAGUGCUCAAGAAAUUAGAAUUGAUACCAACAACGGUUCAAUCGUCGUAGCAAUAACUUUAUCAAAUUUAGUCAAAUUCAUAGAAUUUAUUUAUUGAAAUUGUUUGUUAUUUGAUCUCACAUCUUGUGAGAAUCGGAUGGGCAAUUUUUUAGUUG